Messenger RNA from Pseudophryne corroboree (corroboree frog), 4113 nucleotides. RefSeq lists its product as uncharacterized. The record is from RefSeq and is a predicted model, not a curated record. Gene Ontology annotation, biological process: telomere maintenance; DNA repair. NCBI's taxonomy places the organism in Eukaryota, Metazoa, Chordata, Amphibia, Anura, Myobatrachidae. Gene Ontology annotation, molecular function: DNA helicase activity. The transcript has a single exon. Bases 1 to 4113 code for a protein of 1370 amino acids.
AUGUGCCAGUUCUGUGGGUCCAGAAAUUUUAUUGAUGAACGUCCUACCGAUGGUAAAUUUACCAGCUGCUGCCGCAAGGGCAAAGUUAAGUUACCAAAGCCACAUGACAUCAAUGGACAACAGUUGAACUAUCCAGAAUUUCUACGCAAGUUGCUCUCGGACACCACUCACCCCAACCGCAUUCAUUUCCGUGACAACAUAAGAUCUUACAACAGUGCUCUUUCAUUUGCUUCAAUGGGAGCUAACAUUGUCACAAUGCCAGGAAGAGGUCCAUACGUUUUCAAAGUUCACGGACAAACAUAUCAUCGCACUUCACACCUACAGCCUAUAAAUAAUGAACCACCACAGUUUGCUCAGCUGUACGUUCUUGACAGCACACAAGCGGCCACCAUUCGGGAAGAUAAUGCGGCCAACUCUGAGUGUCGGCGAGAAAUAAUGGACCAAAUCGACCGAUUCUUUCGUCAACACAAUCGACUUGCACAUAGCUAUCAGCUUAUUUGCGAAGUUGAAAGACGAGAAGUUCACCUGGCAGCUCAAAAAGGAGAACAAGUUCCGCAAAUUAGCAUGGCGCUAAGACGUGAUCGACAAUCAGAUCAACGACGAUACAACAAACCAACCUCCAAUGAAAUCGCAAUGGUCUUCGUGAAUGAAGAUGGUGAGCCACCGUUCCAACGAGACAUCAGAAUCUACCCCAAAAAUCCACAUGAUCCAAAACAGACAUUUAUCAAUAUCCACAUUCUAAGCCCAAACAUGGAUCCAAUGACAUAUGCACUUCUUUUCCCAUAUGGCGAAGCAGGCUGGCAAAGCAAUUGGCAAUGUGAUUCUUACAAUGAAGCCAAGCUAAAUCGCGUUCGCAACUAUGUGACCAUGUUGCAGUACAAGGCCGCCUUAACAGCCAUUCGAGAUGAUUUCAGUCCCAUCAUGGCCGCAGGCAAGUUGACUCAACAGUGGUUAGUAGAUUCAUAUCUUCAAGUCGAGGCUAAUAGAUUAAACUACAUUCGACAAAAUCAGCAACGCCUUCGAGCAGAACAGUAUCAGGGACUUGCUGACCACGUCGCAAACAUGGCAGUUAAUUUGAACAUGCCAGCUGGUGUGUCCGUUAUUCUACCUUCAAGCUUCGAAGGAUCACCAAGACAGAUGCGCGAACGUUGCUGUGAUGCAAUGUCAAUAUUUGCAAAGUGGGGAGCGCCAGAUGUUUUCAUUACAUUCACCGCUAAUCCAACUUGGCCUGAAAUCAUUGAGAACUUAAGGCCUGGCGAACAAAAUUCUGAUCGACCAGAUUUAGUUGCACGCGUUUUCAAACUAAAGCUUAAUUCUCUGAUGGAUGAUCUCACCAAACAUGGCUUAUUUGGUCAGGCCAAAGCUUUUGUCUAUACUAUAGAGUUCCAGAAAAGAGGACUACCACAUGCUCACAUACUGGUCUCACUGCGAACAGAAGACAAGUUUACCACUGUUGAACAAAUCAAUAAAUUUGUGUCAGCCGAAAUUCCAACAGAAGAUAACCCUCGGUUGCGCAACAUCAUCACACGAUGUAUGAUGCAUGGUCCAUGCGGCGCUAACAAUCCACACGCACCCUGCAUGCAAGACGGAAAAUGUACGAAGCAAUUUCCUAAACCAUUUAAUGAAGAAACCAUUCUAAACAUUAAUGCAUAUCCUGUGUACCGUCGUCGCCCUCAAGAACAAGUACACGUUAGAGGCGUACUUAUGUCCAACCAAAAUGUCGUCCCAUACAAUCCAUACUUGGCACUCAAGUACAACGCUCACAUAAACGUGGAAGUCUGCACAUCACUUGCAGCAAUUAAGUACAUCUACAAGUACAUUUUCAAAGGCUUUGAUUGCGCAAACGUUGCCAUAACAACAAACGGACAGCCAGAGCUACGCUACAACGAAAUCUCACAAUUCAUUGACUGCCGGUAUGUCAGCCCACCAGAGGCAAUUUGGCGUUUAAGAGAAUCGCUAAUGCACGAUCGUUCACACGCCGUAAUAAGACUUCCUGUACAUCUACCUAACCAGCAGACCAUCAUCUUUGAACAAGGAAAUGAAAACGAAGCACUCCUUGCAGCACAAACUGGUCGCACUAAACUAGAAUCAUGGUUUGACCUCAACUCUAAUAAUCCACAAGCACAACAAUGGCUGUACUCUGAAAUACCACAACACUACGUUUAUACGCAUGGCAAUUGGCAGGAACGACAGCGAGGGGGUGAAAACAUUGUGGCACGCCUGUAUACCGUCAGUCUCAAAAAUGAAGAACGCUUCUACCUACGGAUUUUGCUUCUACAUGUUCACGGUGCCAUCAGUUUCCACUCAUUGAGAACUGUAAAUGGUGUCCUGUAUGACACCUUUAAAGCAGCGGCUUUCGCUCAUGGACUUCUCGAAUCAGACGAUGAAUGGGAUCACUGUCUAACAGAUGCAGCCACGUACCUCAUGGGCAAACAGUUACGCGAAAUGUUUGCAUACAUCUGUUGCUUUUGUCAGCCAGCGAAACCACUUACAUUAUGGGAAAAUCACGUAACCAAUUUAACUCUCGACUUUAUGCAACACAAUCCAGAACACAUUGCACAAAAUCAUUCCCUCCAUGAAGUUAACACAAUUCUAAAACAACAUGGUUUAUCCUGUGCAGUGCUUGGCUUACCAAUUCCAACAGGAAAUGCCCCAAAAGAAGAGCAAUAUAAUCACGUUGAAGAGGCACAGCAGGCUAAUAAACGCAUUUCAAUGCUUAAUGAACGCCAGUUAUAUGCUUUCAACAGGAUUGUCAUGCCAGUGGAUAAUAAAAAUGUGCACAGCCAAUGCUUUUAUCUUGACGGACCCGGUGGAUCCGGAAAAACAUUCCUCUACACCACACUCAUUGCGUACAUCCGAGGACAAUCAAAAAUUGUACUCCCAUUUGCAACAACCGGAAUUGCUGCCACAUUGCUAAAAGGAGGACGCACUGUUCACAGCGGAUUUAAGCUUCCUGUGCCACUACUUGAUACAUCUGUUUCUUCCAUGAGACUCACGUCACCAGAGGCAGAAGUAUUACGGCAAGCUGCCCUCAUCAUUAUUGAUGAGAUUACAAUGCUUCCAAAACAUGGACUUCGAUGCAUCGACAAGCUACUUCGUGAGAUCAUGAACAUAGACACACCAUUUGGAAAUAAGACUGUUGUAGUAGGAGGUGAUUUUAGACAAACACUUCCAGUUGUCACAAGAGGAACACAAACUGAUAUUCUCGAAUGCUGCAUCAAAGCAAGUCCACUGUGGAAAAAUUUCACUCAUCUCACUCUUACUACAAACAUGCGCAGUAAAGGACAAGACCAACACAACGAAUGGCUUUUACAAGUUGGAAUGGGCAACGUGCCAACAAUUUCAGACAUCUCCAACAAUAACAUCAUUCAAAUUCCCCAAUAUAUGGUCACCAUGGACGAUCUUAUUACAACUAUUUUUAACAAUGUCCAACACAUGUCAGUGGAUGACCUUUCAACACGAGUCAUUGUUGCACCCACAAACGCACACACACUCGAUAUGAACCGCAAAAUUAUAGCACUAAUGGCUGGAAAUCCAACUAUUUAUUACAGCGCAGACUCUGUUGUCAGCGAAGAUCCCAACGACACUUUAAACUUCCCCCUUGAAUUUCUUCAUGACCAAACACCAUCAGGAAUGCCUCCACAUGUCCUGCUCUUAAAAAAAGGCGUCAUUAUCAUGCUUCUCCGCAACCUUAACCCAAAAAAGGGCUUGUGUAACGGGACACGAUUAAUUGUAGAAAACCUGGAACGUCACUUCAUAAAGAGCAGAAUUAUAUCAGAGUGCAACCAAGGCGACAUUGUGUUUAUUCCCCGAAUUGAUUUUGCUCCAAAUGAUACCACAUUGCCAUUUAUACUGCGCCGUAGACAGUUUCCAGUUAUUCCAGCGUACACAAUAACAAUCAACAAAUCCCAGGGACAAACUUUCGAUCACGUUGGAAUUCAUCUGCCAACAUCAGUGUUCUCACAUGGCCAACUUUACGUUGCUUUAUCUAGAUCACGGAAAAAAGAUCAAGUCAAAGUCUGUAUUACACCAAACGAACACCAAGGGCAGCUGCUUUGUGACGAACGACACUUCACUAGAAAUGUUGUUUUCAAAGAAGUUUUUGAUAUGUAA